AUGGCUCAUUCACCAAUACAUGGCAGAAUAACAGAGACUGAAGGUGAUCUGUUCGACGCUCCAGAUGGAGCAGCAUUGAUUCACGCCUGCAAUUGUCAAGGGUCUUGGGGCAAGGGGAUCGCCCAAGCAUUCAAGAACAAGUACCCUGCUGCUUUUACAAUUUACAGAGCUCACUGCCAAAACCUCCUGUCUAAAGCCAGCUACAGGACUGUCAACCCGGUGCCAGAUGAAGGAUCCCUCACAGGGAACUCCAGAAAAGUACGACUACCAGAAGGUACUGCCUUGGUCAUCCCCCCUCAAGAACAUGACCAUAUGGGACGUCACAAGAAGCACUGGAUCAUCUGUCUGUUCACAUCGCGGGGUUUUGGCAGGGGAGUCAGUUCCCCCGCUGUCAUUAUCCAAAACACCGAACUUGCAGUCGUGGAUAUGAGGCGUCAGAUUGCUGAAUUACACGCGGAGGAAGGCUUGGGCGGAUUCAGCGGUGAGCUGUGGUCUUGUCGAUUCAACUCUGGCUUGUUUGGAGUUGACUGGGCGCUAUCCCGGAAGGUGUUGGAAGAUGCUGGGUUGGAGGUUACGGUUGUCAGUCCUCGUGAGGGAUGA
Molecule: messenger RNA, 600 nt
Organism: Aspergillus clavatus NRRL 1
Lineage: Eukaryota; Fungi; Ascomycota; Eurotiomycetes; Eurotiales; Aspergillaceae
Product: putative phosphatase
Exons: 3
Coding region: 1-600 (199 amino acids)
Biological process (GO): peptidyl-glutamate ADP-deribosylation
Source: RefSeq, a predicted model, not a curated record